AUGGCCAUCAAGACAAUUAGUCUCCUUGCUCUCCUAAGCAUUGCUUUCCUUGCAUCAGCUGACGAAGGAUCAGGUGUUCUUGUACUUACCGACGCCACUGUUGAUAAAGCUAUUGCAGAUAAUCAAAAUAUCCUUGUAGAGUUUUAUGCACCAUGGUGUGGACACUGCAAGAGACUCGCUCCUGAAUACGACAGAGCAGCCACCUUAUUGAAAGAAAGAGGUUCAAAAGUUGCCAUUGCCAAGGUCGACGCUACCGUUGAACAACAAGCCGCCUCAUCCAGACAAAUCAGAGGAUACCCAACACUUAUUUUCUAUCAAAACGGAAGGGAACUCGAAAAAUACGAAGGAGCAAGAACUGCUGAAGCCAUUGCUGACUAUCUUCAAGCCAAGGCUGGAGAAAAAAGAGUAGAGCUUUAA
Molecule: messenger RNA, 417 nt
Organism: Blepharisma stoltei
Lineage: Eukaryota; Ciliophora; Heterotrichea; Heterotrichida; Blepharismidae
Source: the annotation of a GenBank genome assembly